Cryptococcus deneoformans JEC21 is the source of this 2149-nucleotide messenger RNA. RefSeq lists its product as hypothetical. NCBI's taxonomy places the organism in Eukaryota, Fungi, Basidiomycota, Tremellomycetes, Tremellales, Cryptococcaceae. The transcript has 7 exons. The coding region runs from base 1220 to 1594 and encodes 124 amino acids. The record is from RefSeq and is a predicted model, not a curated record.
CUUGUGGUACUUCUGGGUGUUCCUUGCUACAACGUAUGCCUGAAUACAACUUGUGGAUUUGCAGACUGCAGCUCGCUCAAAAGUUCUGGUGUUUUUAUAUCCAGUCGCAUUCGCAGUAUUCCACCGAGGGCCCGUCAACCGGCAGUUGAUACAGCCGUCAGCAGAUCGUAUAUCCGGUAAAAAUCCAUUACCGGCCCGUCCAUUUCCUGCUUCACCUUCCCCAAUUCGCCCUUUUCCAUACUUCAUUAGCGCUGGAUAUCAAAUACCCGACCUCGCAAUAUUCUCGAUCACAUCUAUCAACCAGCCUAUCACGCUUGCACCGCUGGCUGUAGCGGCCUCGCGCUAUAGCGCCUAGUGACACGCAUCCUAUUGCUCAGCUUCCAUUAAUUAUUAAAAGGCGCGGAGGCGUACGGACGACUAUCGAGGUCUGCAUUUUCAUCAGGUUUGGUUGGGUUAACCGAAUAAAGCCGGGUUGGGCUGUUUGGCUCAUGUAAAGACAAUCUGAAGUGUAGUAUUGGGCCAGAUGAGGAUGACCGGAGAAGCCGCCGAGUGGGGACGAAUCGCAAACAGAUAUCCCUAACUCCCUUCUAUAUCUUUCUCGAUGUAUGAUGGAACUGUCAACAUCCAAUAAGGUCAUCUUCCGUGAUGCUCACCCACGCCAGGCCUGGGUAUCACUGUCAGAAGCGAGCGAAAUGGGUGAUGACUAGGAGCGCCUACGUUGCAAAGAGGCUGGGACGCCAGGAAAAAAACAAGCUGUGCUGCCACGAAGAAGGCAAAAGAAGCUAGGUACAAAACUAAAACCAGCUUUCUCUCAUCCAACACCUUGAUCACAAUGUACAACAUGAUGAGGAUGUAGAGGACUGAGAAGCUAUACGGACCCCUCUUAGCAAAUGCCAGCUUCAAGACAUUGUGACUUACGCUGCUGGCAAUAUCAAUGAGAAUACGAACAAUGCAAUGCCUUUCAAGUUCUCCGCAUCCGCUAUGGAAGUCAAAUGGAACGCUUGACUCCAGUGCAGACCUGUGUCGAGGGAGAUAUAAAGAGUGGCUGCAAAGAAAAGUAUACUGAAGAUUGAAAGUGGCACCAGUGCCGCUGCUGUUCCAUCCCUAUCUCUCUUAUCAGCACUACUUCCCCUCAACACUUGACAAUUUGUACACCCACUCGACUAUCUGGGCAGCAAUCAAAGCGUUCCCUAACAAAAGCCAGAAGAAAACGACGAUAAUGCCAAUGUGGAUCGCACUGACGACAACGAGGCCUUUUGACCCUUGCUUGAGGAGGGAGGUCAUGGUCACGAUUUGGAGAGCUGAGCGAACCCCGAAAGCGACGAGCAGUAAACGAAGUUCAGCCCGUCCGACGGCCGCCCAUCUUCGAGAAGCCCGAAAAGCGAACAGUGAAGCGAUUAAAACUGCCACGGCUGAAAGAACGAUAAGGGCUGGGUGCGAUAUGAAGAUCCUCUUUGUCCUAUCCGAGCUAUCUCACAAUUUGACCCCACGCCUGUUCCUGCAUCCCGUUUGGCUGCGAGUACCGCCAAAUCUUCGUUGGAAUUUUGCCUCGUCUGUUGAUUGUCUAGUCAGCGAGUAUAACCAAUCCCAAUAAGCAACAUACGACAUUGUACUGGCUGAAGAAAGUCGAGCUUUCGGGGAAGAGGGUAGUGAGGAAUGGGGUAUCAUUCUCGAAUAGUUGGGAGAAGAAUAAGUUGCACUGUGGCAAUACGAGCCGAAUGGUUCUGGCAUGUUGCUGGCUAUAUCUUCUCUGAUAGAUGAUGCGUUUCUUUGAACGUUUUUCGAUGGUUGGUCCUAAGCUUGCGCUUGGUAUGCCGGUGGUCUGGAACUAUUAUUCAACAGUUUGCCGAGCUCUGACCUCUUAUAAUGGUUUGUCGUCAGGCGGUCGUUAAAAUCGUUUGAGAUCAGCUUCCAGAGCUAAGAGUUGAAUGUGUGAUCUUUAGUGGUGACAGAGGAGUGACUGCUAGCGUUAUUAAGAGAGGGUAAAGAUGAAGAAGAGGAUGAUAAAGGAGUUGCCAAUUUUGUUAAUGAUGUGCUCCUCCAGGUGUAUGCACGUCCGUAACAACAUCCUCCAGCAGGGCACACAAGGUGUCUGUGCGUAAGGAACCAUUAAUACAUGUCGGUAUCGCCGACUAUAGAAGGUGGAGUA